Acanthochromis polyacanthus (spiny chromis) is the source of this 2823-nucleotide messenger RNA. RefSeq names its product calcium-sensing receptor (gene casr). Gene Ontology annotation, biological process: regulation of calcium ion transport; G protein-coupled receptor signaling pathway; intracellular calcium ion homeostasis. Gene Ontology annotation, cellular component: membrane. The coding region runs from base 1 to 2823 and encodes 940 amino acids. Lineage: Eukaryota; Metazoa; Chordata; Actinopteri; Pomacentridae. The record is from RefSeq and is a predicted model, not a curated record. Gene Ontology annotation, molecular function: calcium ion binding; G protein-coupled receptor activity. The transcript has 6 exons.
AUGAGGCUGCUUCUGUAUUAUGUGGUACUGCUGGGGUCCAGUUAUGUGAUCUCCACUUACGGGCCCCAUCAGAGAGCGCAGAUGACCGGUGACAUUUUGCUUGGAGGUCUUUUCCCCAUACACUUUGGUGUCGCAUCCAAAGAUCAAGACCUUGCAGCUCGGCCAGAAUCCACACAGUGUGUCAGGUUCAAUUUCCGUGGUUUCCGUUGGCUCCAAGCCAUGAUUUUUGCUAUUGAUGAGAUAAACAACAGCAGCACACUCCUGCCCAACAUCACUCUCGGCUACAGGAUCUUCGACACGUGCAACACAGUUUCAAAAGCUUUGGAGGCUACUCUAAGUUUUGUGGCCCAAAAUAAGAUCGACUCGCUGAAUUUAGACGAGUUUUGUAACUGCACGGAUCACAUCCCAUCAACCAUUGCAGUAGUCGGAGCUGCUGGGUCUGCAGUCUCUACAGCCGUCGCAAACCUGCUGGGUCUGUUUUAUAUUCCUCAGAUCAGUUAUGCCUCUUCCAGUCGUCUACUGAGCAACAAGAAUCAGUACAAGUCCUUCAUGAGAACCAUUCCUACAGAUGAGUACCAAGCCACAGCCAUGGCAGACAUCAUAGAGCACUUUCAAUGGAACUGGGUCAUCGCUGUUGCCUCUGACGACGACUACGGACGUCCAGGGAUUGAAAAGUUUGAGAAGGAGAUGGAGGAGCGAGACAUUUGCAUCCACCUGAAUGAGCUUAUUUCUCAGUACUUUGAGGAUCAUGAAAUUAAAGCUCUGGCUGACCGGAUUGAGAACUCCACAGCCAAAGUCAUUGUUGUGUUUGCCAGUGGCCCAGACAUUGAGCCUCUGAUCAAAGAGAUGAUCAGGAGAAACAUCACAGAUCGGAUUUGGUUAGCUAGUGAAGCGUGGGCCAGCUCCUCCCUUAUUGCUAAACCAGAAUAUCUUGAUGUUGUGGCGGGAACUAUUGGCUUUGCUCUAAAGUCAGGGAGUAUACCCGGCUUUAAGGAGUUCUUACAAAACGUCCAACCAAAGAAAGACAGUCAUAAUGAAUUUGUCAGAGAGUUUUGGGAAGAAACCUUCAACUGUUAUCUGGAGGACAGCCCAAGACUCCAGGAAAGUGAAAAUGGCAGCACUAGUUUCAGGCCUUUGUGUACUGGUGAGGAAGACAUCACAAGUGUUGAGACCCCAUACCUGGACUACACACACCUUCGCAUCUCCUAUAAUGUUUAUGUUGCAGUUUAUUCCAUUGCACAAGCCCUGCAGGACAUCCUCACCUGCACACCCGGACAUGGACUUUUUGCUAACAAUUCAUGUGCAGAUAUAAAGAAAAUGGAAGCAUGGCAGGUCCUGAAGCAGCUCAGACAUUUGAACUACACCAACAGUAUGGGGGAAAAGAUACACUUUGAUGAGAAUGCAGACCUGGCAGCAAACUACACCAUCGUAAACUGGCACAGGUCGACUGAAGAUGGUUCUGUGGUGUUUGAGGAGGUUGGAUAUUACAAUAUGCAUGUCAAGAGAGGAGCCAAACUGUUCAUUGACAAGACCAAGAUUCUUUGGAACGGAUACAGUUCAGAGGUUCCAUUCUCUAAUUGCAGUGAGGAUUGUGAACCUGGCACGAGAAAGGGGAUCAUCGACAGUAUGCCCACAUGCUGCUUUGAAUGCACUGAGUGCUCAGAUGGAGAGUACAGCAAUCAUAAAGAUGCCAGCGUUUGCACCAAGUGCCCAAAUAACUCCUGGUCAAAUGGGAACCACACGUUCUGUUUCGUGAAGGAAAUCGAAUUUCUCUCCUGGACAGAACCAUUCGGCAUAGCUUUGGCCAUAUGUGCAGUGCUGGGCAUUGUCUUGACAGCCUUUGUGAUGGGAGUCUUUGUGAGGUUUCGAAACACCCCAAUAGUGAAGGCUACAAACCGGGAACUGUCCUACGUUCUCCUGUUCUCACUUAUCUGUUGCUUUUCCAGUUCUCUUAUCUUUAUCGGAGAACCACAGGACUGGACCUGCCGUUUACGUCAACCUGCCUUUGGGAUCAGUUUUGUUCUCUGUAUCUCCUGCAUCCUGGUGAAAACUAACAGGGUGCUUUUGGUGUUUGAGGCCAAGAUCCCGACUAGUCUCCAUCGUAAAUGGUGGGGAUUAAACCUGCAGUUUCUUCUGGUAUUUCUGUGCACGUUCGUCCAAGUCAUGAUUUGUGUGGUGUGGCUUUACAACGCUCCUCCUUCUAGCUACAAGAAUCAUGACAUCGAUGAGAUCAUCUUUAUCACAUGCAAUGAAGGUUCUGUGAUGGCUCUUGGGUUUCUAAUUGGCUAUACAUGCCUUCUGGCAGCUAUAUGUUUCUUCUUUGCGUUUAAAUCUCGGAAACUUCCAGAAAACUUUACAGAGGCCAAGUUCAUUACUUUUAGCAUGCUCAUAUUCUUUAUUGUUUGGAUCUCUUUUAUCCCUGCAUACUUUAGCACUUAUGGCAAGUUUGUUUCUGCUGUUGAGGUCAUUGCUAUACUGGCAUCCAGCUUUGGGAUGCUGGCCUGUAUCUUUUUCAACAAGGUCUACAUCAUCCUCUUCAAACCUUCCAGGAACACCAUCGAAGAAGUCCGGUGCAGCACCGCAGCCCACGCUUUCAAAGUGGCAGCUAAAGCUACAUUAAAACACAACACGGCUUCAAGAAAGAAGUCCAGUAGCAUUGGUGGGUCGUCAGCCUCGAGCCCGUCCUCAUCCAUCAGCCUCAAGACCAACGGAAACGACUGUGACCGAACUUCAGGGAAGCACAGGCCGAGGGUGAGCUUUGGCAGUGGAACAGUUACUCUGUCCUUGAGCUUUGAUGAAUCGAGGAGGAGUUCUUUGAUGUAA